AUGGGAUUGGUCUCGAUAUGGGCAACUGAAGAAACGGGGGGAGAGAAACCAAGUGGCGCCAAGCUAGAAACCCCAAAGGGGGGAAAGUUGGGAAACAAAUGGAGUAAACCAAUAACGCUGACAUCAAAAUUAGAAAGUCAAUGGGCGAGUAAUAGUAGCGACACCAAAGAAGAGAGCAACACCCAUUCGAAGAAGGGUAGAGGAGAUAGGAGCUCUUACAAGCACGACAACGAUACCCCACGCUUCAACAAGACAAGUGAUAGAGCACAUGGACUCAAAUCUUAUCAAGAUAAGGAUCACCGAAGACGACAUCAGAAGGGCCAACGCACCGACAAUAGUCUACAUGGAAAGCACAUAGACCAUGAAACGUUCCAAGCACCUGUGGCUAACGCUAUAGAUGACUCAGAUGAAGAAACAGUUGUUUCGGAUAAAUUGUAUGCUAAAGGACCCAUGACCAAAGCUGCACAAUCUUUGGCUGCUAGAAUUACAAUUGAGCCUAAAAGAAGUGAGACAGAUGCAGAUGACACCACUGCUUGGAAAGAGGUUAGUGAUGACGAUGAGGUGAAAGAAAAAGAGGCAGGAAGAUUAAAGAAGCCAACGCAGGGUAAGUCAUUGGCCACACGAUUGGACAACUUGAGCUUCAAAGAAGCUAAACACAAAACAACGGACGCAGGCUCAUCCAGGACAAAAGAACGAAGGGGAAUGAAGAAAGAUGUACACAAACAACCAUCGGAUCGACUUGCGAAAGGAAAUAAAACCACAAAGCCAGGCGCGGAGAAGGUAAACCCGAUAGAUGAACAAGCAGCCAAAGAGAGAGAGGAGAAAGAGAAAGUAGAAUUGCUUAAGAUGAUUGAAGAGUUUGAAAGUAAAAAGAUCGAUUGGGCUAGUUUUGAGGAGUAG
Molecule: messenger RNA, 900 nt
Organism: Lodderomyces orthopsilosis Co 90-125
Lineage: Eukaryota; Fungi; Ascomycota; Pichiomycetes; Serinales; Debaryomycetaceae
Gene: FGR50
Product: Fgr50p
Exons: 1
Coding region: 1-900 (299 amino acids)
Source: RefSeq, a predicted model, not a curated record